ACCAGACCUGACCGCGACUCUUCCCAUCGCUGGACCUCCACCAGAGCUACCCACCCCCGCCGGCCGCCCCGCCGACUCUACUCCGGCUGCCGCGGCCGUCGCCACCACGCUCCUACCCGGACGACGCUCCGAGCGCCUCCCCUCCAAACGCGUAACCGAGGCCUACAGCUGCCGCCGUGCCGUACCUUGGCGGCGUCACCGCCGACGCCUCAACCCCCCUUCCCCCCAUCCACCCAUCCACCCAUCCACACGGUGCACCACGGCCUCUCAGGCGCGUUGCCGCCUUCGCCGCCCCCGUUAUUCCUCGUCGGGGCAUCGCGUUCCCGCUGCCCCCACCCCGUCGGCAGUGUUUACCCCCCAUUUCGUCUUGAGAUACUAGUUUUGAUAUGGUGUUGUAAUGACAAAUUUGUUCCCCAUCGGUGAUUCACAGGAUCAGCAGAUGGCUAGUAGCUCCAAUGGCCAUUGUCCAGCUAAUGGUGCAAAAGUUCUUCCUGGAAGGGGGAAGAAGAAUCAGGAGAAAUUACAGCUUGACAAAGAUGCAGCUUCUAGGGCCUGUCAGAAGGACAGGCAAUACAUUGAGAAAUUGGAAACUGAGCUGAGCAACUGCUAUCAGGAAAUUGACUAUUUGCAGGAUCAGUUAAAUAUCAGGAAUGUUGAAGCAAACAUCAUGGGAGAGCAUAUUCACGGCCUUGAACUGAAGCUAACUGAACUUGAGAAAUUUCCUGAGAGAGUGAGAGUUAUGGACAAUGAUCUGAUGCGGUCUGAUUCUCAGUGCUGGCUUCUGAUGGAAGAAGUCCAAUGUAAAGAAGAGGAGCUGCAAAAGGCAACCUUACAAAUAGAGAAGCUUGAAAGCGUAACUUUAGAUAUGCAAUGUGAAAUUGAGAGUUUAAAACUUGAUUUGACUACGCUUGAGCAAAGACUGUUUGAUGCUGAGAGCUUUAGCCAGCAUACUGCUGAGUACAAAGUUAGAAUAGAGAAGCAACUGGAAGAACAUGAGCUCCAGCUGCAAGAGGCAUGGAAGACUAUUGGUCAUCUUGAGGUUGAGAAUAAACAACUGAAAAAAGAGUACUUGCCUGGAAGAGCUCCUAAACAAUCCUCUUCUACAGGCGUGGAGCAACUUGAUAAAACAGUGGAGCAUGAUGGUCAUGCAGACUAUGAAAGAGGUCAUGAAAUUCUUGAAAAGAUGGGGAAGCAAAAUGAAGAACCUGAACUUAUAAUUGAGCAGCUCAAGGUAGAACUUCGAGAACAAAAACUGAAAGCAAAGGAGGAUGCAGAAGAUCUCACUCAAGAAAUGGCUGAAUUGAGGUACCAGAUAACUGGCAUGCUUGAGGAAGAAUACAAGCGUCGAUCUUGCAUUGAGCAAGCGGCUAUUCAACAAAUUCAGCAGCUGGAGGCUCAGGUCUCUAAAGAGCAAAGAAAAUUGGGCGGAGCACUAAGACGACUGCAGGAAUCGCAUGAGCUAGCUGACACACAAGCUACGGAGAUUAAGAAACUGAAGGAUGCUUUAGGGAGAUUGAACUCUGCAAUGAACCUCGGGAGGGUUUGCAAAUCUUGCUCUUGCGGGUUCUGUCCAAUGCUGGUAGAGAUGUCUAAUUGCUCGAUUGAAGGGUCGCUUGACCUCAGAUCUUCCGAUGCCAGCAACAAUGUCGAAGCACCGGAGAACCAAGCGCUAGUAGAGUGGCAUCCUGAUGAAGCUUCAGAUGGUGCCACAGUAAAUAAUGUAGGAUGCUAGAUGCAGAUGCACUCAUGUGUGCAGUUGCUGUAUAUAAUUCUUUGUGCCACUGUUGUUUGUAGAUGCAUUUGUAACCUUAGUGAGCUGUUUUAUUUACAGAUUACCACUUGGAGUUAAGCUCCAACGGCAGCGCGAAUGUAACUUGUAAAAACUUCAUAUUUAUCGUGUCAGAUUCAGCCUCA
Triticum dicoccoides is the source of this 1914-nucleotide messenger RNA. Its product is annotated as golgin subfamily A member 6-like protein 7. The transcript is spliced from 8 exons. Bases 398 to 1732 code for a protein of 444 amino acids. The record is from RefSeq and is a predicted model, not a curated record. NCBI's taxonomy places the organism in Eukaryota, Viridiplantae, Streptophyta, Magnoliopsida, Poales, Poaceae.